AUGGAUAUUUUAAUGAACUUGAGGGAUGAAGCGUACACGAGAGUGGUGGACGAACUCUCCGACUUGAUUACCAGCGGUGAGACCAUAAGAAAUGAAGAGGAAAACAUCCGGCGAUUCUCCGAGCAAAUGAUCUACGUCAGGGAGAUCAUCUUAAAGCUUCAAUCGCAGCAAUCGGGAGGCCAGUUUACUUGUAGUUCCACUACAGCCAACUUGCUCCGCCGGAUGGAGAUUGCGGUCAACAACGCUCGAGAAACUAUCGAGGGAUACAAAUCCAAAAGCUCGCUCUUACGCUUAUUAUUCUGCCGCUCUGUCGUCUCCAAGCUGAACCAGUCCUCCAAGGAAAUCGCCGACGUUCUCAGCCUCCUUCCCUUAACUGACAUCGGCAUCUCUCUCAACAUUUACUCCAACCUCGACGCAAUCAUCCAUAGCCUAAAGUCCAUGGAGCUCAAGCUUGAGGAAAACACCAAGACCAUCCACUCCAGGCUCGAUCUGUACAUCUCUGAGAACAGCGACUCCUCUUUGCCGCCAUUGAUCGAAGCCAAGGAAGUGAAGAUCGGUGAACCGAUUAACGAGGCAUACCAGUUCACAAAAAUGUUAGAGUGCUUUUCUUCAGAGAUGGCACCCCCAAUCCAAAGGGAAAGGAGUACUGUUGAUGAAAUUGUGAGCCUUCCGAACAUCUUCUUUUACUGUCCCUUGACUCUAAAACUUAUGGAGGAUCCCGUCAAUGUCUCCUGCAACCACAGCUAUGAGAGAAAAGCAGUUGAAGACUACUUCCGCUCAGGACAUAAAUUUUGUCUCCUUUGCAAAAAGGAAUUAAUAUCUUCAUCGUUGGGGAAGCUGGAGCUCACACCGAACCCUACGCUCCUCAAUACAAUAUCAGAGUGGAAGCAGAGGAACGCGCUUAUCAACGCCGAGAAGAACGCUAAGAAGAAGCUAAGAGAUGCAGCAGAAAGAAUCACUUUUGACAAUAUGGAGUCGACAAACCAAGCCCUGGAAGAACUUAAGGCUGUGAUGAAGGAAAUGCCCAGCUGCAUCAGUGAGGCUACGGACAGCUCCUGCAAGCUUGUUCAGAAGCUGGCGGGGCUCCUGAAGAAAAGCGCAGGCGCAGGAAACGCCGGCUUGGUGUUAUGGUGCCUCCUGUUCAUCGCACGUUUUUCGCAGGAAAACAAAGAAACCAUAGCCAGGGGAGGAGUAAUUAAAUGUCUUUUGAAGCAGCUUAAGACAGAGCCUAUUGCAGCAGAGGUCUUACUUGAACUUUCCACAAACGACAGGAUUGCCCAAAAGAUUAUAGAAAACAAGAGCUCCAUACCAGUUCUUGUCUCCCUCCUCGACAACCCAAAUUCUCAUUUGGCAGAAAAUGCUCGCGCUGUGCUGAAGAAUCUCUCUAACAGUAUCAGCAAUAUUAUUUUGAUAGCAAAGUCAGGGUACCUCACUCCCUUCCUCCAUGAGUUCAACGCGCAAGGGAAUUCUGAGGAGAUGAGAGCAUUCAUGGCUGAAGAACUGGCGAAUAUGCAGCUAACAGAAGCUGCUGCAAGCAACUUGAACAAUGAGAAUUUCAUCUUUCACAUGACUGUAAUGCUCACCUCCAGUUUACCAGCAAGCCAAUUGGCUUCCCUCAAGUGCGUCAAACGGCUCAUGGCCUUCAGUGGAAUUAGGAUAUCGUUUCUGUCGACCGUUAGUAUCGUCUCUGCUGUUCUGUGCAUCAUAAUGGACACUGCUACAGAGCAACAGUCAAGGAAUGAAGCAUUUGAUAUCCUUAUUUCACUCAUUGAGACGAGCCAAACAUUCGAGCAAGAAAGCUAUCCUGGCUUGCUGAGGCUCUACUCCUCCAGCAACAUCCACAAUUUGCUCGAGCAGAUCAUUCCCUCUACUCCCGAUGAUCAAGGUUGGCUGUUGCGGCUUCUGCUUGCAAUGUUUCAGAAAUCUGAUACAGCACGGGAUUGGAUAAUUUCUGAUGGGAAGGCAAUGAACCAUCUCUUCUCCGCUCUUAAUCUGGACAAGAACAGCGAGGUAAGAUUCAAUGCAUUGAAGCUGGUAUACUGUGUUACAGGGAAUUAUCCAAACGAUGUCCCUCUACCACCUCCUGACAAGGAAACAACAUUGAAUUCCAUUAUAGCUAUACUCACUAAGAGUUGCAUUUCUGAGGAGGUUUCCAUUGCUGCGAACAUAAUUAGUCAUCUUCCUCGUGGUGACAAAACUGUGGAUGCGGUGCUGCAAAGCUCGACUGUUUUGAAAGCUAUUAAUGCUCUAAUCUCCCAUGCAAAUAAAUCCAACGAAUUUUUAGAAAAUGCUUUGGGAGCCCUGCUAAGAUGCAUAGACCAAUCGAAUUCAAGUUUUCUGAUUCAGGUCGGAAAGCUUGAGCCAGUUAUUGUGCAAAUGCUCUCAACUGGAAGCUCUCUUGUAAAGCUGCGCGCUGCAAUGAUUCUAACCCAUCUAGCUCGGUGCUCUCCUGAAUCGUCAAGAUCGCUACUUGGCGCAUUACAUUUUCGCCAGCCGUCCUGGAAAAAUGUAUUUUUGACGCAUUGUACUGUUCAUGAAUCCUGCUCGCUACAGCGCGUUAUAUGCCUCGUGAAGGCUGGAGCAGUGAGGCCACUGGUAGAUAUGGUGGACGCCAUGAAUCCUGUUGCAGCUGAAGCAGCGUUAAGGGCACUUGAAACUCUUUUUGAUAAUGGCAAUCCGGAGCCUUCUGUCCCUCAAUCUAUGUUUAAUGCAGUUGCAGCUGGUACCAUUGUAGAGAAUAAAGGUGCAGCGCCGAUCCUUGAAGUGCUCGAACGAGGACCGGUUCCUCUGAAGAAGGUGGCACUUGAACUCUUUGAGAAGAUCUACAAGCAUAGCGAUAUUACGAGUGGAGAGUUGGAGAAGUUCAAAGCAAUACUUUUCUACCUACUGAACGAGGAAGAUGAGCUUAAGAAAAAGGCGAAGGUACUGUUAACUGAAUUAUUCUGAAUGAUUGUUUAUCGUAAGAUUCAUCUCAGCUAGUUUUUGUAAAUUAUAUAAUUAAAAAAUUUGUUGAGAAAUUGUCUGAAAACAGGUUGGAUUUAAGUGAAAGAUCUGAAAAAACAGUUUUUGAGUGUCAAAAAUUUGAUCUUUGUGAAUGUAUUAUCUUCAUUGAUAUCAUUGUGUUCUUCCUUUUAUGAAACAAUCAACAUCAGAACAACACAACUACUAGAAAAA
Messenger RNA from Dendrobium catenatum, 3174 nucleotides. Its product is annotated as U-box domain-containing protein 43. The coding region runs from base 1 to 2946 and encodes 981 amino acids. NCBI's taxonomy places the organism in Eukaryota, Viridiplantae, Streptophyta, Magnoliopsida, Asparagales, Orchidaceae. Gene Ontology annotation, molecular function: zinc ion binding; ubiquitin-protein transferase activity; protein binding. The transcript has 3 exons. Gene Ontology annotation, biological process: protein ubiquitination. The record is from RefSeq and is a predicted model, not a curated record.